This is a messenger RNA of Verticillium alfalfae VaMs.102, 282 nucleotides long. Its product is annotated as regulatory protein. Lineage: Eukaryota; Fungi; Ascomycota; Sordariomycetes; Glomerellales; Plectosphaerellaceae. The transcript has a single exon. The record is from RefSeq and is a predicted model, not a curated record. The coding region runs from base 1 to 282 and encodes 93 amino acids.
AUGCUCGACGAAACCGAAUUCGCCGUGCCGAUUGAUCCUUCAUUGGGCGGCCCUGCGGCCAACCCGCCAUCGAACAUGGAGGCUUUGGCUGGGGAUAGCACAAGACUGAGGCAGCUUGCUGCGGCAGUCAUCCGCCUCUGGGCUGAGACAUUUAAAGGCACGCACAUUUUCGAUCUGGUGCGGGUGAUGGGGUCUAGUCUGGAUGGCUACGCAAGUCUGGUUGAAAAGCCAAACGAUCGGGCACCUAUGGGACGGAUUGCUGCUGAAGCUGGCCUCGGCUGA